Messenger RNA from Diaporthe amygdali, 897 nucleotides. RefSeq lists its product as uncharacterized. The record is from RefSeq and is a predicted model, not a curated record. Lineage: Eukaryota; Fungi; Ascomycota; Sordariomycetes; Diaporthales; Diaporthaceae. The transcript has 2 exons. Bases 1 to 897 code for a protein of 298 amino acids.
AUGGACAAGAUGCUCAGACUCGGACCGAGCACGCAGCUUCUGUCCAGGUGUGGUAGUGGAUGGUUGACCGGUGUUGCGCCCCUCAGGAAUGCGAACACCUUGUACCAGAAUGUACGGCAGGUCUCUACAACACGGCCAAAGAAGGCCCAGGCAACCAAAGAGCAAGUGAAGGCGACGAAAGAGGCAGUCAAGGAAAUAGUAGAGAAGAAACCGAAAGCGACAAGUUCUACUGCUGCAAAGCCAAGAAAGGCGUCUACAAAGACUGCUGCUACCAGUUCUUCAGAGAAAGACGUGCCAGUAGCAAAAGCGGCCAAGGCUGUCAAACCGACCGCAAAGACCCGGGCAUCCAAGUCUGCCAGUACAGGGGCUACUGAGCAGGAGACCAAGGGCGCGGCACCCGCAAAGAAAGCCACAGCGCCGAAGCCCAGCGCAGCGACGACAACAUCGCGAACACCAAAAGUCACUGUCGCAUCUUCAGCAGCCAAAGCCCCGGGACUUGCGUCAUCUGCGCACACGCCCACGCCGACGUCCACGCCUAGGCCGACUGCUAGUUCCACGAGUCCUGCGAAUACGCCGAGUUCGCCAGCGGCCCCAAAAACAGCAAACAGUGUCCCGACGCCAGCGGACAAGGGCAGUCCUACGUCGGCACCCUUGCCCUAUGCUGCCCAUGUACCAAAACCCGCAGAGCCCUCGACCGAACCGAAACGGAAGAUCGAUCCCUCCAGCCCGGAGUACAAGCGAGCUGCACGGAAGUGGGUGUCGACUAUGAUAGCGCUUCCCAUCUUGCUUGUCACAUCAUACUUCCUGUAUGACAGACUGGUUUUGGGUCAUCAUCCAAGUUUAGAGGCGUUCCGCCCCAAGCCUCAGGCGGCUGCUAUAGAGUCGCAAGACGCAUAG